Messenger RNA from Scleropages formosus (Asian bonytongue), 5196 nucleotides. It is a transcript of the gene col17a1a, whose product is annotated as collagen, type XVII, alpha 1a. Gene Ontology annotation, molecular function: extracellular matrix structural constituent conferring tensile strength. The transcript has 56 exons. Gene Ontology annotation, biological process: extracellular matrix organization. The record is from RefSeq and is a predicted model, not a curated record. Lineage: Eukaryota; Metazoa; Chordata; Actinopteri; Osteoglossiformes; Osteoglossidae. Bases 252 to 4757 code for a protein of 1501 amino acids.
CAGAUCUGCAAAGACACACACUGCACACCCAAGACCCUGAGAGGUACUGAGAGAGCACUUGAAGAGACACACACCCUAGCAGAGGGCUGGAGACACACCAAGGGCUCCAGCUGAAGAGCAUCGGAGCAGGACGUUCUCCUGGCGCCCGCUGAGAAGUUGUGUCCUACAGCAGAAAAAAAGCGACAUGUUUCCUCCACUAACGUGGGAUGAACAGUUUCACAUCUAAUAAGACCAACAGCUGAGCAUCAGGAAUGACAGACAAAGGUGUAACGGAAACAGUCCCUUUCACAACUAGACUGGCUUCGCUGCCUCCAAAGGGCACCACUGGCACCGUGAGCAGCCACAGGAGCUCCAGCGGAUUUGGCGGGGUGGCUGGAGAGAAGAAAAUGAUCACCAGUAACUAUGUGACAUCAUCCUCACGGGGGCUCUCUGCCGGGGGAUGCUCACCAUGGAGCAGCUCCACAGGAGGCUCUUCUCUAGGUGGCGUGCCCCGGGGUCUCGGAGGUGGAUCGGGAGGCGGCUCCGGGGCCAUCUCCAUAGGGCGGUCUUCAGUGAGCUCUGGAUCGAGUUCUGGUGGGAUCUCUGGGAAGAGCCCUGGUGGGGGGUCCAUCGCCAUCCCCUCGGCUGCUGCGAAAGGGAGCCACAGCUCUUCAGUGUCAGGGGGGCUGAGAAGAGCGCAGGGAUCCUCCUCGUCCCCCACGCACUCCCCAGUCCUCCCUGAGAGGAAGACCGUGGCCUCUCGCUCUGUGGGGUACGAAGGAACCUCGAGUGAGAACUCGUCUCCAGAAUACAGAAGAAAAGAGUACGCCUCGGCCGGCGUUGCCACUAGGGGCCGGAGCGAAAACAGAGAGAGUGAAAUACGUGCGAGACUUCAGAGCGCAUCUCCCUCCACCAGAUGGACGGAGCUGGACGACGUCAAGAGGCUCCUGAAAGGCAGUCGAUCGAGCAGCAUCAGCCCCCCGCGGUCGCCCUCCAGCACCCUGCCCAUCCCCAAAAAGGCCUCCGUGGAGCUGCGGUCAGGGCAGUAUGAGAGUGCCACUCUGGAUCCCGCUCAGGCCGUCUACAUGUGGAACAGCUGCACACUUCCGAGCAGCUCCUACAGCUACCAGAUGAACCCCAACAACCUGUCCCCGCGAGCGUCCCUGCUGCACACAGCCCCGGUUCAAGGGCUCCAGAAUAACCUGACCCUGAGCUCGGCCCACCCGAACGAUGCUCUACCCGACGGCAGCACAGUUCAUGGUGUUCAGAAGAACCUGUCCUCCACCUCAGCCACUGUCCUUACCUCAAAUGGGCUGAACUCUCCAACCGGGUACGGGGUGCAGAAGAACACGUCCCAGUCCACGAACGGCUCUGGGACCGUCGGCACCGCGGUGUCCACUUCGGCAGCAGAUCCCAGCAGCCCUCAGACCGAUGACGUCUUCCUCAAAGACUACAAGUUCCUGCUGCUGGAGAAGGAGAACGGCCCCGCCAAGAAGGACGCCGAGAUCCUCGUCGUGUCCAAGGACAGCGGCAAGCAGUUCACCGCCUCCACGUCCGCCGGCGCCGCCUCUUUCUCCGAAGACUCCAUAAGGAGGGAGAAAAUGAAAUGCACCAGCUCUUCGCAAGCUGCCGCUCUGAGGAGGGACUCUUACAAGAUCCACAAGGAGGAGGACAGGGCUGCAGGGGGUCUCUACGGGGUAGGAUCCUGCUGCACUUGGUGGAAGUGGCUUCUGCCUUUUCUGCUCAGCCUGCUGCUCCUCCUGGGGCUCCUCAUCGGGCUGAUCGCACUGGCGGAGGAGGUGAAGGCUCUGAAGGCCCGUGUAGAUGUCCUGGAAAGGGGCGUUUCCUCUGCACGGACGAGCCGCCUGUCAGCUCUCAACAUUGUAGACCCGCUUGACACCUCCCUGGGAAGCUCUGACAACACUGUUAACCUGGGCACCGCGGUCACUGACAGCGCUGCGCUCCAGAGAACCGUUCAGCAGCUGAUUCGGUCCGAACUGCAGUCGGAGUCCUUGAGAGCCUCAGUUAAAGGGGAAAAGGGAGAUCCGGGAGUCAGAGGAGAACCAGGGCAUCCUGGACUCAAAGGUGAUGCAGGGUUCCCCGGUGUUCCAGGACGUCCUGGUGAGAUGGGACACACGGGUCAGGAAGGACCCAAAGGGCAAAAAGGAAAUCCAGGUGAACCUGGUGCCGAGGGCCCAUCUGGGCCUAGGGGUCGAGAUGGGCCAACCGGUCCCCGAGGUGAUGUGGGAUCCCCUGGACUUGGAGAGAAAGGUGACAAAGGCUCUCCAGGUGAACCUGGAGCUCCAGGGCCUGCUGGACCAGUUGGACCCAUGGGGCCCAAAGGUUUUGAUGGCAGGAGUGGUCCUGCAGGUGCGCCAGGUGCACCAGGUCCACAAGGUUUUCGAGGAGAAGCUGGACUUCCUGGACCAAAAGGAGAGAGAGGGGCUGCUGGGCCCACAGGACUCAAAGGCGACCAGGGUGAGAAAGGACUGCGUGGACCUGCAGGUGACCCUGGACAAAGGGGUUUGCCAGGACCACCUGGUGAAAAAGGACCGAAAGGAUCUGUGGGUAGCCCUGGGACAGAUGGUGCUAAAGGCCCUAGAGGUGAGCAAGGAGCAACUGGACUGCCAGGAAUCAGAGGACCGCAGGGUCCGCUUGGGGAUGCUGGGAUGCCAGGCACUCCAGGACUUCAGGGACCACCAGGAAUACCAGGAAGUCCAGGCCAUCCUGGAGCAAAAGGUGAACCAGGAGAGCCAGGAAGAAUCACGACUGGAGCUGGCUCCAACUCUGUCAUGAUCCCUGGACCUCCAGGAAGCCCUGGUCCCCCUGGUCCUCCAGGACUGUCAGGUCUCAUUGGUCCAGCUGGAAUACCUGGAGAACGUGGCCCAAAAGGUGAGAAAGGAGAUAAAGGAGAGCCUGGGAUUUCUGUAAAAACCACUGGAACAGUCAGAUCUGCCCAAACUGAAAGUGGACAAUCUGCAGCUCCUAUUCCUGGACCACCUGGACCCCCGGGACCCCCCGGACCACCUGGCCCUCCAGGAGAAGCAAAAGAAGGUCCUCCAGGUCUACCAGGACUGCCAGGAGUUGGUAAUCCUGGACCCCGAGGAGCAAAAGGAGAGCCAGGAAGCUUUGUCCCAACUUCAGAAACGUUCUUCGCUGGACCUCCAGGGCCACCUGGUCCACCUGGUCCAAAAGGAGAGAAAGGUGACCAAGGACAAAGAGGAUACCAAGGGGAACCAGGCCAGCCAGGUCUACCAGGGAGUCCAAGUAGUCCAGGAGAACCUGGAAGAGGAUAUCCGGGACUGGAUGGGGCUCCAGGACGUGAUGGACUUCCAGGACCACCUGGUCCACCAGGUCCAAUGGGCCCACCGGGGCCAAAGGGACCAACAGGUGAAGCUGGAAUACCAGGUGCUCCAGGAAUUCCUGGGUCUGCCAGAGGACCACUGUCAAGAACCUCCCAGGGAUCCCCUGGUCCUCCUGGUCCUCCUGGACCACCCGGUCCUCCAGGAGAUGGUUAUGCAGUUCCAGAUAUCCAAAGAUACAUUGCAGAGUAUCUUAGAAGUGAUGGCAUCAGGGAGUACAUGACUGGUCCUCAGGGCCCCCCUGGGCCACCUGGGCCCCCUGGACAUGUUUCUGAUGCACAAACUGUGGAUGACAUAGCUGCUCGUGUCAUCUCCUACAUUCAAAGUGGAGGAAUUGCCAGCGGUGUCCCCGGUCCUCCUAGUCCACCUGGAUCUAUCUCCAUGGGUGACAUUGUCUCUCUGAUACAGAGAGACGAAGUGCGGCAGUACCUGAUUGGGCCUCCUGGCCCCCCAGGAUUUCCAGGACCUCCAGGUUUUGGCUCUUUUAACCCACAUGAAGUGGCUGGGCGUGUCCUUACCCUCAUGAAUGAAAAUGGAAUGGUUAAUGCACCCGGACCACCAGGACCUCCCGGGCCUCCUGGCUCUCCUGGCACGAGUUUCGAUGUCAUUUCCUCUUUGCUGCAAAAUUCCGAAUAUCAUGGUGUCUUUGGGCGUCCUGGCUCCUCCGGACCACCAGGGAUGCCAGAUCCUCCAGGCCCGGUUGGCCCACCUGGACCUGCUACCUUCAGCGGUUCAGGCUACAGAAUGGAGGACAUUCGUGACUACCUGCAGAGUGCUGGCUUUAUGGGACCGCCUGGCCUCCCCGGUCCUCCUGGUCCCACUGGACCUCAAGGACCCCCUGGAGUGACGAGAGGCUUGGUGUCAUAUGUGGAGAACAUGCAGCAAGAUAAAAUGCAUCCACAGCUUCAGGAGUAUCACACACCCGAGGGUCUGCAGAGAUUUACUACGGACCCUCCGGGACCGAAGGGGGACCGAGGUGACUCCAGGGAAAGAUACGGUCAGAGGCAGUUUGAAACUCUGGACUACCCAACUAUGGCUGUGAAAGUGGUCGAUUACAUCAAGAGCCAGGGUCUUUUACGGGACCUACACCAAAUGGGUGCAGGAUACCAUGGCAUCCAAGGUCCACCGGGACCCCCGGGACCCCCCGGACCCCCUGGAUACAGUCGGUUGAUUGGUUCCCAUGGCAACAUGACCGCUGAGCUCAUGGACUUUAUGAGAAAGCACUCUUCCAUCAUGGGGCCUCCAGGGCCGCCAGGGCAAAAAGGGGAGAUGGGAUACAACGGACCGAAAGGAGACAGAGGUGAAAAGGGACAGCGGGGCAUCAUGGGGCAACCAGGCUGGAAUGGGCCUAAAGGAGAAAAGGGAGAAAAAGGGGAGCAAACUGUUGCUCGACGGAAGAGAAGCCCGGGGGUUUAGAAUAGCAGCUGGGAAAGUUACUUUGGUUUCCUUUGAUGUCUUUUCAUAAAUAAAAGCAGAGUGUAUAGUUCUUUACACUGGUAACUACACUACAUCAACUUGUUUGUACCAUAAGGCUUACACACUGCUCGCCAUACUUUUGUCAAAGUCAAAGUUAGAGGGAAGUGUGACUGGUUCUUUAUAAUGCACCUUAAAUUAAAACUUGUCACUUGAGCCUGUGAAAUUUUCCAAGUAUCAUUAUCUGGGCAAUUUGCAUGAAUUUUAAAACACAUAUAAAUGCUUAAUGUUAUAUUUCUGCAAGCUAAUGACUUUUACUGCUCCAAAUCAAAGCUAAAAUAUCUCAGGAUAUACUAACUGAAGGUUAUUAACAGUCUGAGUUUUUCCCCCACACUGAGUAGUAUGGGAGUAUUUGGGUUAUAAGUGUGGUGAAAAUAACAUU